CCUAGUAUAAAUAGCCAACAAUCCACACGACCCAACCACACCCACAGCAAAUUCCGAGCUCUUCCAAGUGAGCUCAUUCCACCUCCCGCCUCGCUCCUACAUCCUUUUGCACUUCGCACAGACGCACGAGCUCCCGUUGUGCAGCUCAUACCUGACCAGACGCCCAUGGUUUCCUCAAUGAAGCAGUGCAGAGACCAGGCCGAGGUGCCCUUCGUGUCCCUCUCGCUCUCCCUCGGCGCCAUGGCCGACCGCAUCAGCAAGAAGCAGCGCCGCGGCGCGGACGGCGAGUUCGUCUGCAAGACGUGCAGCCGCGCCUUCCCGUCGUUCCAGGCGCUGGGCGGGCACCGGACAAGCCACCUGCGCGGCCGCCACGGGCUCGCGCUCGGCCUCGCCGCCGGGUCCGAUCAGCCGGCGACCAAGAGGACCACGGACCAGAAGCAGGCGCACCAGUGCCAUGUCUGCGGGCUCGAGUUCGAGAUGGGGCAGGCGCUCGGCGGCCACAUGCGCCGGCACCGCGAGCAGGAGGCGCCCGCCACCACGGCGCAGGCGCCGCCCGUCCUGCUCCAGCUCUUCGUCUAGCGCUGGAUUGAUUUCUCUCAAGUUCAAUAGCUAGGCAUAUAGAGUAUAUCUGGUUCUGGUCCAGAUUUACAGGUUGACCUAUGUGUGCUAUUUGGUUUGUACAUUUGCUGCACACUAGGUUGUCUACUCUUGAUCCUUGGCUCGUUUGAGCAUUGUAUUGGGUAUAUAUGUACAUAUUUAGGACUCGUUCAUUCGUUCAUUACUGUUAUUAUCCAUACUUUUUGAUUCAUACUUUUAUUUUGUUCUACUUGAA
Messenger RNA from Hordeum vulgare subsp. vulgare (domesticated barley), 832 nucleotides. Its product is annotated as zinc finger protein ZAT8-like. NCBI's taxonomy places the organism in Eukaryota, Viridiplantae, Streptophyta, Magnoliopsida, Poales, Poaceae. The transcript has a single exon. Bases 166 to 579 code for a protein of 137 amino acids. The record is from RefSeq and is a predicted model, not a curated record.